CAUUCAGUUGAAUUUUACACGCCACAAACAGAAGAACAUACGUCUAAUUGAUAGCAAGUGAAACAAAUUUUGUGAUUUUCCAAUUGGAGAAAAAAGAAACGGAUAAUUUAAUUUAUUAUUUGUGAAAUAAAACCCAUAAAUUGUUUUAUUAUAUUUUUCAACAAAAAAAAUAUAUUAAAUAAACACACAAAAUGAGAUUGUGUAUAUUAUUGGCUGUAGUGGCCUUUGUUGGCCUCUCUCUUGGAGAAGAGAAGAAAGAAAAAGAUAAGGAACUCGGAACCGUGAUCGGUAUUGAUUUGGGAACCACAUAUUCAUGUGUUGGAGUUUAUAAGAACGGACGUGUUGAAAUUAUUGCCAACGAUCAGGGUAAUCGUAUCACACCAUCGUAUGUUGCAUUCACUGCCGACGGUGAACGUCUCAUUGGUGAUGCUGCCAAGAAUCAGUUGACUACCAAUCCAGAGAACACCGUAUUCGAUGCUAAGCGUUUGAUCGGUCGUGAAUGGUCUGACUCGAACGUCCAACAUGACAUCAAAUUCUUCCCAUUCAAAGUGGUUGAAAAGAACUCAAAGCCACACAUUAGUGUAGCAACAUCGCAAGGUAACAAAGUAUUUGCUCCCGAAGAAAUCUCCGCUAUGGUUUUGGGUAAAAUGAAGGAAACUGCUGAAGCUUACCUCGGUAAAAAAGUAACUCACGCCGUCGUCACAGUGCCAGCUUACUUCAAUGAUGCACAACGUCAAGCCACCAAGGAUGCUGGCGUUAUUGCUGGUUUGAAUGUUAUGCGUAUCAUUAACGAACCAACUGCUGCCGCUAUUGCUUACGGUCUGGACAAGAAGGAAGGUGAAAAGAACGUUUUGGUAUUCGAUUUGGGUGGUGGUACUUUUGAUGUGUCCCUCUUGACCAUUGAUAAUGGAGUGUUUGAAGUCGUUGCUACCAACGGUGACACUCAUUUGGGUGGUGAAGAUUUCGAUCAACGUGUAAUGGAUCACUUUAUCAAAUUGUACAAGAAGAAACGUGGAAAGGACAUCCGCAAGGACAAUCGUGCCGUACAAAAAUUGCGUCGUGAAGUUGAGAAGGCAAAGCGUGCACUCUCAUCCAGUCAUCAAGUUAGAAUUGAAAUUGAAUCGUUCUUCGAAGGUGAGGACUUCUCAGAGACCCUAACCCGUGCCAAAUUCGAAGAAUUGAACAUGGAUUUGUUCCGUUCAACAUUGAAGCCAGUACAGAAGGUCUUGGAGGAUGCUGAUAUGAACAAGAAGGAUGUGCAUGAAAUUGUUUUGGUUGGUGGUUCCACACGUAUUCCAAAGGUACAACAAUUGGUCAAGGACUUCUUCGGAGGUAAGGAACCUUCCCGGGGAAUCAAUCCCGAUGAGGCUGUCGCAUAUGGUGCCGCUGUUCAAGCUGGAGUCUUAUCCGGUGAACAAGAUACCGAUGCUAUUGUUUUGCUCGAUGUGAAUCCUUUGACUAUGGGAAUUGAAACAGUCGGAGGUGUGAUGACCAAGCUUAUUCCACGUAACACUGUCAUUCCAACAAAGAAAUCCCAGAUUUUCUCCACUGCCUCAGACAACCAACAUACAGUGACCAUUCAAGUGUACGAAGGUGAACGUCCAAUGACCAAGGACAACCAUUUGUUGGGUAAAUUCGAUCUCACAGGCAUUCCACCAGCACCAAGAGGCAUCCCACAAAUUGAAGUAUCAUUCGAAAUUGAUGCCAACGGUAUUCUGCAAGUAAGUGCCGAGGACAAGGGUACAGGAAACAAGGAAAAGAUUGUCAUCACCAACGACCAAAACCGUUUGACACCAGAUGACAUCGAUCGCAUGAUCAAGGAUGCCGAGAAAUUCGCCGACGAAGACAAAAAACUGAAAGAACGUGUCGAAUCAAAGAACGAACUUGAAUCAUACGCCUACAGUUUAAAGAACCAAAUCGGCGACAAGGAAAAACUUGGUGCCAAGUUGAGCGAUGAAGAGAAGACCAAAAUGGAAGAAGCCAUCGAUGAGAAGAUCAAAUGGAUGGAACAAAACGCCGAUGCCGAUCCAGAAGAAUACAAAAAAAAAAAGAAAGAACUCGAGAGCAUAGUGCAGCCAAUUAUUGCGAAACUGUAUCAAGGACAAGGCGGCGUUCCACCAACAGAAGAAGGUGACGACUUAAAGGACGAACUAUAAGAGACGAGUGUUCCGAUCAAUGAGAUACAGGAGAGAUAAGAUUGAAGGGGAGAAAUAAAUGGAGAGGGCAUCAAAGAAACCAUGAACCCCAAGCUCUCCAAUUAAAAAGCGCUCACACAAAACAAAAUUCUCCACUAAUUUAAGGCAUUUCAAAACACAAAUUAAGAUCAUGUUUUUUUUGUAAUUUAAUUUAAAUUAAUUUAUUGAUUUACUUCUAAGAGUUUCUUCAUUUUAUACACGAUUUUUGUUUAACGAUAAAAAUAUAUAAAUCAAGUCAACAUUUUCGACUGACUUAAUGAUGAAGAAUUUGAAGAAUUGUUUCAAUAGAGAAAGAAAAAAAGAAAUAAAAAAUAAGUUCUUUCGAUUUUACGAAGGGGCUAUACAUAUUAACAAACAAAUUAAAACUGGUUUUCAUUCAACACAAAAAUUUGCCUUCUUUUGUUUUUCGUAUUUUUCUCAUUUUUGUAAGUAAUGCCCACCUGCGAUUUAUUAUUUGAUUCGACUGAAUUAAUUUUGUUUAUUAAAUUUAAGUUUAAAAUAACUUGUUAAAGGAUAACAAAAUAUGUAGUAGGCGGAGUAAUGUGCGAAGAUCUCCACUUUAUUUUAUUCAAGAUAAAAAGUGUAGACAUUGUAUGAUAGUUUCCUUUUUGUAAGAAAAUAAACUAAAUUUAAAAGAAAAUUUA
This is a messenger RNA of Eupeodes corollae, 2839 nucleotides long. RefSeq names its product endoplasmic reticulum chaperone BiP (gene Hsc70-3). The transcript is spliced from 3 exons. Gene Ontology annotation, molecular function: ATP hydrolysis activity; ATP-dependent protein folding chaperone; misfolded protein binding. Gene Ontology annotation, cellular component: membrane; cytoplasm; endoplasmic reticulum lumen. Lineage: Eukaryota; Metazoa; Arthropoda; Insecta; Diptera; Syrphidae. The record is from RefSeq and is a predicted model, not a curated record. Gene Ontology annotation, biological process: protein refolding; cellular response to unfolded protein; endoplasmic reticulum unfolded protein response. Bases 192 to 2156 code for a protein of 654 amino acids.